AAUUUUUAUCGAAAGUAUUUUAUGCUGCCAAACUUUACAAUAUCAACAUUAUCAUUGCUGUUGUUUUUUAAUCAUUGUUUUUUUAAUAUUAUGAACCAUAACUGUUUUUUGUUUUAGGGGGAAAAACCACCUUGAAAGUGAGCGUUCAUUUCUCUGACAGUCAAGCAUCAUUACUGGUAAACCUGUGGUUACAGAUGGGCUCAGAGACUCAGUAGCAGUGAGUGUGGCUGACCCACCCACCUGCUCUGAAACCACAGGCCAUGAGGAAAUACUCUGGAGAUCCGAUCAUGUGUGUUUCAGCUCAAACUGAAGAGCAUCUGAAGAUGACCUCCUUAUCUUGGCAUCGCUUGGACCAGUUCAUUUGAAAUAUGCCGUUCAAAAAGUUGAAAUAGAAGCCCUGAAAAUCGAACACAUCAAACAUGACAGAGUGACAACAUUUCUGUUUGUGUGUGGCCAGAAACCUCACAGACAAGAAAAAAAAAAACAGACGCUUCCUCUCCUGUGGGUGGACGCUGCAUCCUCCUCUGAACACAGUCACAGGCUGACAGACCCACACCCCGCUGACAGUUCAGCCUGUGGACAGUUCUUCAUCUGUGGGCACUCGCUCCUCCAGUCACACCUUGUUUAUGUGCGGGGACACGGCCAUCAGAGACAGAUCAAGAGGACCAUCAGCCUCGGACUCUUUCAUUUCCUCCUUAGGCAGAAACCAGCAUAAAGAAAAUGUCUGCUGCUGUUUGUAUUGUGGGUUCGUUGUUUGGUUCUGCAAUGGGACAACAUGAAUGUGAGUCCUGUUACCUAAUAAACAUGGGGUCUGUGGUGGCCAUUAUUGCCUCUGACCUUAUCUUGACCAUCUUCAUCGCUGUCUCCGUGUUCUGCUUCGCGACUUAUCACAGGAGGAGGAGAGAAUGGGCUUCUCGUGAUGGAAGAAGAAACCUACCCUCAUCUGUAUCAAAGAAAAAUGCAGCAGAGGUCACAGAAUCUCCCUACCAGGAGUUACAUGGAGUCCAGUCAGAUGUGUACAGUGAGCUUCAGCACUUUAGGAAAUGAAACAGAGGAGAAUAAACUCCCAACAAAGACUGUAACUAUUUUCAAAAGCUAUGAGCACAAUAUACUACACACUCCCGUGCACAAAUCUUAAUUUGCCAUAUACACUUCUGCAGCUUUAUAGGUAAUAACAGUAUUAGAUAUUAUUUUAAAGGAAAAAGUAAAGUAUUUCUAAUUUAUUCAUUUGUUAUGUUGUGUUUUAUGUGAUGUUAGCUGUAUUACAUUCUUGUUUUUUUGUAAAUCUUGAGCUGUGUUGAAAUAUGUAUUUGUAUUUAAGAAAACUAUCUAUUAAACAUCCUAAAACCAAGGAAGUGGA
Pleuronectes platessa (European plaice) is the source of this 1360-nucleotide messenger RNA. It is a transcript of the gene tyrobp, whose product is annotated as transmembrane immune signaling adaptor TYROBP. Gene Ontology annotation, biological process: neutrophil activation involved in immune response; positive regulation of natural killer cell activation; microglial cell activation involved in immune response. Bases 721 to 1047 code for a protein of 108 amino acids. Gene Ontology annotation, molecular function: signaling receptor binding. Gene Ontology annotation, cellular component: cell surface. The transcript has 5 exons. NCBI's taxonomy places the organism in Eukaryota, Metazoa, Chordata, Actinopteri, Pleuronectiformes, Pleuronectidae. The record is from RefSeq and is a predicted model, not a curated record.